This is a messenger RNA of Trichoderma asperellum CBS 433.97, 1059 nucleotides long. The record is from RefSeq and is a predicted model, not a curated record. NCBI's taxonomy places the organism in Eukaryota, Fungi, Ascomycota, Sordariomycetes, Hypocreales, Hypocreaceae.
AUGGAUAACUUCAGUCUAUGGGGUGCUGCGAUCGUCGUAAAAUCGCCUGCUGUGCGCAAUGCCACCGAAGCAGAGUACGAGCAAUCCACGACCAACGUCCCCAUCCAUUAUGUUGAAGCCAAAAAAAAUGUCGCGCAAAGCCCAACCGCGGAGAACCGUGAGCGACUAAGCAUUCUCGAGUAUGGGUACAAGAUCCAAGACAUCUAUACAAAGGGUAAAGCCAUCUUUUCUUCCAUGACGAACAAGGGAUAUCACAAAUAUGAGUACAGCAGGCCGGUCGACUGCUACGACCCCCAAAAGGCCAUCGAGGACCCUACCUUGAUCUUUGACGACAAAACACUCUCCAUUGCUGACUACAAGAAGCUCAAAGCCACGUACGGAGAGGAGAUGAGGAAAGAGGCGGCAAAGCUCCUUGUUGCUGUCCGAAAAGGAGAACGCGUGCCCAUCAGGACCCGUAUCUUCCUCUUCGACGAUUCCGUCACCGUCGACGACUUUGUGAUGAAUAAGACCCAGCAGUACGUCACCUUGCGAACAACUCGGAAGCACACGUUUCGCAACGGGGUAUCUCGUCACCAGUUCUUCACUCUGCCUGGCUUCUCCAACCAGCUUCUUUUCGUGAACUGUGGCGAGGGAGAGUCCGAGGUUCCUUUCUUCGGCCCCAUUAACAACCGCGUCGCAUCUCCAGCGAUUCAAUUGGCUCAAGAGCACAUUGUUCUCUUCGAUAGAUCAGAAAAGGCAACCAAGCGGGUGGGGGAGGACCUCUUCGCGUUUCGUGGAGGAAGAGCAAUAGGCAACCAAGAGUUUGGUGGACAAGAAGUUGGAAGAAUACAAGGCGAUCCUAUUUCCGUAUUUGAAGACAAUUCGCAUGCGAGAGCUUGCGACACAUCGGGACGAUCUCUGGAAGCAAGACCAGAAGUUGGAGGAAAUUCAGCAACGAAUCGAUCUAAUCAAAAAGGUGGAGAAGCUCACAACCGGGGAAAAGAAGGCGCUGGAGAAGAAGCUGCUAGAGAACGAGGAGAAGCUAUUGAGCAGACUGGGAUUGAGCGAACAAUGACGUAG